UUGGCCGCCAUUCUUGAUUCUUGCAGUGGUCCAGCUUCAAAAGCAAUUGGGGGAGGGAGAGCGAGUUUAGGUAGAAAGAUGGCGGAGCAGAUGAAAGAACCGUGCAAGAAGGCGGCGUGUGACAUUCAAUCGUGUCUCUCCAAGAACAAUUUCGACUCCCGAAAGUGCCUUAAAGUGAUUGAAAUGCUUCAGUCAUGCUGCGAGAGGUGUAAUUAUAACUCAACGCAUUGUGCUUCUUUGUCUGGUCUUCUAAAGCAAAAGCCCAAGUAAGAGUUGAACAACAACCAUGUUCUGCCCCAAGGUGGACGUACCGUCUUUUUGCAUUUUUGGGUCUUCUUUGGGGCCACCCAGAAUCUAAACUCAAAAGAUAAAAGGAAUAAGUGGUAGUUGCCAGAACGUUAUGAUUCAAAGCUGGGUUUGGCUGUAGAAAGUUGAGCCUCCACCACAAAUAGUAACAAGGCACCAUAAUGGGAGGGAGAAGGAAGAGAGAUUUCAGGUACAUUUGCCUAAAGAUGAUAUUGUAGAAUUAUUUAAAAAAAAAAGAAAAGAUAGUUCAUGUUUCAAUAACACAAUGAUAUAUACAUCAAAAGUUGUGGCUUAUGGGUGUUUUUACUUUGAUUUGAACUCAGUUGCAGUUAUUUGCUUAUGUAAAGUAACAGGCAUGAAUGUAUCUUCUUCAUAUUUUCCCCUUUUUUUCUUCACA
Messenger RNA from Diospyros lotus (date-plum), 703 nucleotides. RefSeq lists its product as uncharacterized. Bases 79 to 270 code for a protein of 63 amino acids. The record is from RefSeq and is a predicted model, not a curated record. The transcript has 2 exons. NCBI's taxonomy places the organism in Eukaryota, Viridiplantae, Streptophyta, Magnoliopsida, Ericales, Ebenaceae.